GAAAAAACAACAACAACAACAGAGGAAUUAGAGAGCGUGGACAGCGAAUCACUGACUAAUCAACGCUUGGACAUUUCUGUGACAUCUCAUUGUGUUUGCAGUUUGAGAAUCAGCCUAACACUACUCAUGCAACCUGGUUAAGAUGUCAUUAUGGGUGGCACUGCUGUCGGUGGCGUCAUUGGGGUGAGGUGUGGAGUUCCUGCUGUUUUGCUGUGUCUAGGAGCUCUGCUGUGCGCCAAUGUGCUGCUCUAUUUCUACCUGGAUGCCCUGUAUCAGAACACAAACCCUCCGUCAGCACACACACAAUGUCCUCCUCGCCACUUUAAAGUGGGCACUAUGAGCUCCUGCAGCCCUUGGUUAAAGUGUCCAGAAAUCCGCUCUGGGGUUCGCCGUGUGAAGCUCAUUGGACAAGGAGCUGUGAAGAAGGUUUAUCUGUCAGAGUGGCAAGGACAGAAGGUGGCGCUGUCUGUCCUGUCUUCAGAUCAGUAUGCAGAUGACUUCCUCCAUGGACUGUCAAUGCUUCGUGCCUUGCAGAGCUCUCACGUGGUGACGCUGGUAGGUGUGUGUGAAGAGGACGCUGUGUUUGUUACUGAAUACCACCCUCUUGGUUCAGUGCUGACGCUCGACACCACACUCGCGCAAGAACGCUAUCGCUGGCGAAACUCCUGGCACACUCGCCUACAGCUGGCAAUAGACUACGUGGCCUUCCUGGCAUACUUGCACAGCAGUCCGGCGGGGAUCAGAGUAAUGUGUGACUCUAACGACCUGCACAAAACCCUCAGCCAGUUUCUUCUCGCUUCUGACAUGCGUCUGUUGGCCAAUGACCUGGACGCCCUGCCUGAGGUGGAGAAGGGGGGGUUAGGAGUGAAAUGUGGGCAUCAUGAGCUCACUGGGGACUUCGUUGCUCCUGAGCAGUUGUGGCCUUAUGGUGAGGAUUUUUCCUUCUCAGAUGAAGCCAUGCCCGGGUACGACGAAAAGACGGACAUCUGGAAGAUUCCUGACGUGACACGCUUCCUGUUAGGGGACGUCUUGGGAGGUGAUGUCAUCCACUUCCACUUGUUUCAGAUUUACAGCGAGUGCAAGAGGAAGGAGGCUCACAUGAGGCCCACGGCCCGCGAGGUCCUGAGUGUGUAUCGCUCUGUGUAUGACAGUAUGAUGGAGAGCCAGUCGCAGAGAGUUCGAGAUAUGCUGUAGUGAGAGGAAUCAUUAAAAGGCCAGAAGUGAAAAUUCUGUAGUCAUUUACUUCACACAUGCUUGCGUUCUUGUGAAAUUUUGAGAAGUCAAUGGUCACUCACUGAUUAUAAAAAAAACACACACACACACACAUUUUGAGUCUCUAUGCAGUUACAUUGACCAUAAUUUAAGUUAUGAAAGCAAACAAUAUACUUUUUUUUGUUUUAUAUUAAUUAUGACGUAUUUAAAGGAAGACUCUUUGGCAAAUAGGCUCAUUUUUCAAGUCACUCAGAGUUAAACUGUUGAGUUUGAUCAUUUUAAUCCGUUCAGCUGAUCUCUGGGUCUAACAAAUAGUCCAAAAUCCUUGAUUAUUACUCCAGAAUGAGAGUAUAGUAAAGAUUAUAGAA
Messenger RNA from Danio rerio (zebrafish), 1580 nucleotides. It is a transcript of the gene pomk, whose product is annotated as protein O-mannose kinase. Gene Ontology annotation, biological process: animal gross anatomical part developmental process; protein O-linked glycosylation. NCBI's taxonomy places the organism in Eukaryota, Metazoa, Chordata, Actinopteri, Cypriniformes, Danionidae. Gene Ontology annotation, molecular function: ATP binding; carbohydrate kinase activity; kinase activity. Gene Ontology annotation, cellular component: endoplasmic reticulum membrane. The record is from RefSeq and is marked provisional.